Messenger RNA from Fusarium pseudograminearum CS3096, 699 nucleotides. RefSeq lists its product as uncharacterized. NCBI's taxonomy places the organism in Eukaryota, Fungi, Ascomycota, Sordariomycetes, Hypocreales, Nectriaceae. Gene Ontology annotation, molecular function: acetyltransferase activity. The transcript has 3 exons. The record is from RefSeq and is a predicted model, not a curated record. Bases 1 to 699 code for a protein of 232 amino acids.
AUGGCUGCGACGAUUAAAGAUCCACAACGUAUCGUCGAGAUACGAGAGAGCGAGAUACCCGUUCCGUGGUGCGAUGAUUUUGGCAAGAUGAUUAGCGGCAUGAAUCUGGAUAUCGGCAGCUCUCCAGCACUCAAUGAUUAUAAGCUUGGGGUCAAGAGAAAACUACGGGCUUUCAACAAUGAGGACAUCCCCGAUGAUGCUACCCUUUCAUCUCUCAAGAUGAAACGGAUGGCACUGGCCAAACAAAUGAUAGGCAAAAUGGGCAAAGGUGUCAACAUUGAACCACCAUUCUUUGUCAUAUGGGGCUGCAAUACAUUUAUUGGCAAUGGAGUUUACAUGAACCGAGGAGUCUCCAUCCACGACAAUGCUCUCGUCAGCAUCGGGGACAACGUGCUCAUCGGACCAGAAGUUUGUAUCUGCACCCCAACACACGCCACAGACGUCAAAGGACGCAGAGAGGCUCAGGGCACUUCAUAUUCCUUGCCGAUACGCAUCGAAUCAGAUUGCUGGAUAGGCGCUCGAGCGACCAUUCUCGCAGGAGUGACGAUUGGGAGAGGUUCCACAGUGGCUGCGGGCGCCGUCGUCCACAAAGAUGUUGAGCCAGAGACGUUGGUUGGAGGUGUGCCAGCUCGGUUCAUCCGGAGCUUGAAGGAUGUUCCAAAGGAUCCAGAUGUGGAAUCAAUCGAUGGUGAAUUGUAG